CUGUUUCAGAAUGGAUCGUUUUAUAACGCGAUUAAAGAAACUUCGUGAGCAUCACAAGAAGCAGGAGGAGAAGUAUCAGCACAUCCUCAACCAGCAGGAAAAGGAGCAGCAGAAGACUUUAGAGCUGCUGAACAAGAGCAUGGAGAACACAAAGCCUGUUGGCAGAGUGAGGCCAAACAAGAAGGCUGAGCAGGAAGAGAGUGACGAGUCCAUUAAUUUGUCUGAAGAGGAUCUGGUGUCAUCACAUUCGGAAUAUGAACCUGAUGGCAGCGAGUCUGACUCUGAAAGUUGUCUCUCCCUUUCAACCCAGCUGUCUUCCAGCUCGGUCCUGUCCAAGGAAGUUGAAAACGGAACCAGCCAUAUGAGAGGGUCAGACUGCCUCCGCCAAUUUUCAUUGGAAUGCCAGGCCAAACAUCCAGAGUGUUUAAGAUCCACCAGAUUAAGGAAGCACAUAGCCACUCUUUGCCAAAUGAUGAACUUGAAAAAUUCAGAAAUGGAUCAGGUGGCAAAGUUCAUGGGUCACGAUAUACGUGUCCACCGUGAAUAUUACAGACUCUCUGAAAACACCAUUCAGCUUGCUAAAAUUAGCAAACUGUUGAUUGCCAUAGAGAAAGGAAAUCACACUUAUCUGGGACGGUCUCUAGAGGAGCUGGAGCUGGAUGGAGACACUCUGGAUGGUGAAAAAUCAGAUGGUGAAUGUCCGCCAGGCGAAAAGAAGCAAAAGACAUCCUCGAGAGCUCCAUCCCCUCAGGAUCAUUUGGAGACGGGUGUCGAGGGUUCUUGUGGAGAACAACAAUCAGAUGGUGAAUGUCUGCCAGGCAAAAAGAAGGAAAAGAGGUCCUCAAAGGCUUCAUCCCCGAAAGAUAAGUUAGCAACAUGUGAAGAGGAUUCUUGUGGAGAAGAAAAAUCAAACCGUGAAUGUUCGCCAGUCAAAAAGAAGCAAAAGAUGUCCUCUGGAGCGUCAUCCCAAGAAGAUCAUUUGGAGACAAGUGACAAGGAUACUUCUGCAGAACAACAAUCAGAGAACGUUCGUUCCCCUGUCCAAAAGAAGAGGCCUUCCUCCAGGACUCAAAAUGCAGACCUUGUUGAAGAUGUAGAGACAAGAAAAUCAGAUCGUAAACACACAGUCCAGCCCAGGCGACCAUGGACCGACAGAGAGAAGGAGGCAGUGUGGCGUCACCUGACAAAGUAUCGUGCCCUAAAGAAUGUUCCAGGAAAAGCGGACUGCCUUCGGUGCAUCCAAGCAGAGCUUGCUUUGAAGACAAGAACAUGGAAAGACAUCAAAAAUUUUGUUUACAAUAGUAUUACAACAGAAAAGCGAAAGGCUGCUUCUCUCAUUACAAAAACCUAGACAGUAGAUCUGUUUAAGGUACUUUGCACUUUACAGUACAGUUACAGUUCAGAUCAGUGCAGCUGCACACCACUGUUCCAGUUAACCCUGCAGCUCCACACUACAGUUCAGGUGACUGUACACUACUGUUAAUAUAAAACUACCUCUACACAACUGUUCAGGUGACUGUACACUACUGUUAAUGU
This is a messenger RNA of Pygocentrus nattereri (red-bellied piranha), 1536 nucleotides long. RefSeq names its product claspin-like. The record is from RefSeq and is a predicted model, not a curated record. The coding region runs from base 11 to 1351 and encodes 446 amino acids. The transcript is spliced from 9 exons. NCBI's taxonomy places the organism in Eukaryota, Metazoa, Chordata, Actinopteri, Characiformes, Serrasalmidae.